AGUUACAGCCGUGACGAGAUCGGCAUAUCUAUGGGGUGCAGCGCCGUUUUGUCUUAUUUUCCCGCUUUCGAAAGGUAGAGCAUUAGAAAUAGAAAACGAAAUACGGGCAACAAGCCUGCGACGUCCAACUCCACUACACUUUCGGUUCGUUUGUUGCUUUGUCUCGUCAACACGAGCUGAAUCUCCCCGUCUUCAAGAUGGCGUCCAGUGAGCUGUUUGCAAAACUGAACAAGUGGAAGGACAAGGCGGAUCUCACCGCGAUAGAGGCGCAGGGGCAGAGUACGGAGGAUAGGUAUCUCUACAAAAAGGUAGUUUUUGGAUUUCCUAGUAAGUGUGUUUCGCCCCACGUACUUGCUUGAAAAAAGGAAGAAUCUUUUUCUUUUUGAUUUGAAAAGAAGAAACAUGAAAACAGGGCAAAGUAUUGUCGUGCGAGCGACAGCACCGCGAGUACGUCUUCUUCCUUGUCGAAUCGAGGAACUACUGCCAGCAAUGGGAAGAACUGCACGACAGCAUCCACGAGCCACCAGGGCGGCAGCUCUAGUAGCACCAGACCUCCUGCUGCCGGACAAGUAGCAUUGCAGCAAUUGCCGACUGUGGCCAAGGGCGGAGCGCAGGAGCUUGCCGCGAAACUUGGAAAGUGGAAAACCGCCGCGGAGGAGACCGCACUGGAGAGUACGAUUGGCGAGACCACGGCGGAUGCGAAAAGCACCGAUCAUAUCGACGAUAGCAGUAAAACGAUCAGCACGCGCGGCAGUCCCACAAGCUGCUGCGAGUCGGACAGCAAGGCAAGUACGCCCGCGGAGACAGACGGACAAGGACAAGACCAGCCACAGGACCUUCUGCAAAAAUUGUCCAAAUGGCGAGAUAAGGCCGAAAACCAGGGCGAAAAGUACCAUGUUGUAUAGCACACGACCGGCUCCUUACUUGUUCAGGACUGCAUUCAUUCCUUUGCGUGUCCUGCGUCAUCGAAGACAGAUCUGAAUCUUCUGUCGAUUUUGGAACGGAUCUAUUUUCGGUUUCAAUCUCUCAGGUUCGAAAGCGUUCCGACGCAGAGCUGCGUCGACCGUCGGGCAGGCGACACUAAGUUGAAAGUAGGCGCAGCUGAGUUUGUCCCGGGCGGAUUGAGGUGAUUAUUAGAUCCAGACUUGAUACAUUGAUUUGGACCCCACAUCUGCUGAUGGUCUGGUAACCAAAGCGUGCGCAAGCGCUCGCAAGAGCGCUUUGCGCGCGGGCUUGCCCGCGCGCAAAGCGCUCUUUGCGAGAUGCUCAUCCAUCGCAAACGCAGCGCGAAGGCUUUGCCGUUACCAUAUGGGAGGAACUCAGGGGUAUGCAAUCACUCGCAAAAUCGGGCAUUAUCAAGUGCGUUUUGUCUUCAGAAAGCGGAUCGGGCAGAAUUUCUGGGAGUUUUACGGAAAGCAGCCAAAACAGCAAUUACCAAGUGGGAAAAGGGUAAAAAAGAGCAUUUUUGCAACUCCGCCCGGUCUGAAUCUCAAAAAAGAUAGCUUCAUUUUCGGCAAGGGCCGAUGGUGUAAUGCGUUUUAUAGCGGAAAAUGCGUCACUUCCGGGCAGCUCCGGCCGCUUGAAAAUUGAAAAAAAGUGCUUAAAAAGUGUGUUUUUUCACAGCAUGCAAGCGGGCGAAAAAAUUUACCAAAUUCGUCCGGAACCUGGAAGCCGCUUGAAAAUUGAAAAAAAAGACGAAAAAAGUAACAUUUUUCGCAGCGUGGAAGCAGCCGGGAGAAAACGCGGAUUUUGUCCAUGGCGCAGCGGCCGCUUGGUAAUUGAAAAUGACAAUUUGUGAUGAAAAAGCGAAAGCCGCUUGGAAAUUCCCGCUCAAGGGCGGUUUUUCAAAUUGUCACACGGCCCAUACCGUCGAGAUUGGACGAAAAAAAGCAGCCAUCAAGCCUGCGGAGGUGUGUCCACCCCCCACGGUUUUCGACCUCUCUGAGGGUCGCAAAUUGAAACCCUCCCCCCGCUUAGAAAUGCCCGAUUUCGGUGGCCCAAAAGGGCUGCCGGAAAUGAAGGAAAUGGCGUAACUUUUUGAAGUUUCUGCACUUUACCUGGACAGCGUUCCGCCGUGCAUAACUUCAUGCGCGACGGCGCAGUGGCCUUCAGAAAAGGCUUUGCUUUUCAAGGGGCAUCGAAAGGAUGCCCCGCUGCGAAAUAGCAGACCGGAUUUCGCCUUCAAUGCUUAUCGCAGGAGCCUGCGGGCCGCCGCGGGCGACAGUAGUUGCCCGCGGCCCUUUAGGGCCGCGGGGAAGUGGUGGAGCCCGCGGCGGCCCGCAGGCUCCUGCGAUAAGCUUUGAAUGCGAAUCCGGAAGCCCCCGAUGACCCGAACAGGUCAGGGCCAGGGGUCAGCUUGCACAAGGUUGGCGGGCCUUCGCGUUGGCUAGAUGUUCGCGCACGCUUUUGGUUACCAAUAUCGCCCUCCGGGCGCGACCUUAAUACUCUUCGUUUGGAGCAUGCCUUUCCUCGUAGUUUUACUUUUUCAUCAACAAAAUUUAUGUCUGUUGUAGCAAAAAAAAAAAAACAGCGAGAUGCUCGGCAGAAAAGUCGCAGUUUCGGUGGAGUCCAUGGCGAAGAGCGGGGUGGUUGGAUCAGCCACAUGGAGCCUGAGCAACGUCCCAGAAGCAGCUGACAUGCAAUCCGACCAGUUCUCCAUGUACUUACUACUAAAUUGCUUUUGAUGUUGUCGUGCUGGCACGAGAUCAUGAUGAAAAAUCUCGAGCCACAAAGAAAGUCAAAGUUAAUUACGCCGUCUUUUCAACUAAAGCUCAACACCACCUUCAUUUUUCCUUCCAAAACUUACCCAGACCAAACCUGGCUGGUGAUUGGCAGCUGGAACUGUGCAACAGCGUGGAGGACCAGAGCGUUUUGAAGUUGACCGGGCCCACCCACGUGGUCGGCGUGCGCGUUUCUUUCUUCGCUGGGAAGCAGCUGCAGAUCGCGCAGCCGUGGGGCACGGAAGGAGUGAUGACGAAGGUUUUCAAGAAGCUGACGUCGGAUGACGCCGUCGAGGUGGGUAUUCGGUGGAAGACGCCGCCGGGCCUGGUGCCACCGCCCGCUGCUAAAAAUAUUGCAGCUGCGGCUGCGCCGCAGGAUCACGCGCCGGCUGGAGCGGCUGCGCCGUCGCUACAAUCGUCGUCCACGGUCUCGCAACAAGCUACUACCGAUCAUCUUUCGCGAGGAGCGGACGAUGCUGAUGCUGCCGAAAAGAAACCAGCCCAGGAACAGCAGACAGCUGAGGAAGCUGAGCCGGACUCUACACGACCAGGUGGCACAGAGUAGAAUUUGCUUUUUCGUACGAAUCUUUGAACUGUGAUGUUCUUGAAUAUCAGCUUCAGCCGUAGUUACUACGCAACCUCCGGGGACGGCUGUGCAUGCCUUGUGCUUGCCAUACGGAUGAGCCGAGAGCCAGAAGGACCGACGCGCCGCAGGAAACAACAUAACUCCGAGCCAAAUAAUAGCAGAUUCUUUUUUACCGAUACAAUUUUCACGAACAGAUUAGUCUUCUUUGUGUCCUCCUCUUACAUUUACAGUUUGCUAACUGUUGCUACUUCUUUCAUACUGUUACAUACUACACAUUGCAAUCUGAAUAUCCGAAACCGAAUGACAAGAAAAAUCACCACCACUCGAAGCCCAAGGAAUCAUCGGUCUCUUUGCAUCUAGGAAACCGAUCAUGGACCAAGAUGAGAACUAUAUCUUGCCUACCGUCAAAUCUAAUGGAAAUCUGUAGUACAACCAAUGGGGAGGUUGUGUAUCUGAAUCUUCCUAUACACAACAUCGAUUUCUUAGCCAUAGCGAUAGCCACGUACCGAAUGGUCGUACUUUUUUUAAGUCUAUCAUAGCCGAUCCAUAUAAACACGUUCAAAUGCCACCCUGUCACCACUUCCUGACACCAGAAAUGCACAUGCCUUCCCUUGCUUCUGUAUGAUAAGUAGACUUUCCUAUGAAAUUCGAAUUUCGUUUGGGUUCGUUUGCCUACACGUACACGGACCAGUCGCAGAAGCUAGAAAAGUCCACUGUGUCUCUCCG
This is a messenger RNA of Amoebophrya sp. A120, 4032 nucleotides long. The record is from the annotation of a GenBank genome assembly. NCBI's taxonomy places the organism in Eukaryota, Dinophyceae, Syndiniales, Amoebophryaceae.